This is a messenger RNA of Phragmites australis (common reed), 1746 nucleotides long. RefSeq lists its product as uncharacterized. The record is from RefSeq and is a predicted model, not a curated record. The transcript has 6 exons. Lineage: Eukaryota; Viridiplantae; Streptophyta; Magnoliopsida; Poales; Poaceae. Bases 210 to 1478 code for a protein of 422 amino acids.
UGCACUAUUUCUAUUCAGGUCCCCGAAGAAUGUUACAACUCCAUAUAGCCCCUUUGGUUGAGCUACCCUAGUACCCUUCGCUGCGAACUUUCCAAUUAAGCCUCUAAGAAUCCGACCUUGUAGUUGGAGCCGCUCCCUGCGCCGCCUCCACCUCCCCGGCCGGAGAAAGCCCUAAUGCCGCGGCGGCCGGAGGCCUGAGGUCGACGGAGAUGGGUGGGGUGACGUCCUCGGUGGCCUCCAAGCUCGCGUUCUUCCCUCCCGACCCACCGUCUUACGGCGUGGUCGACGAGGAGGAGCCGCCGCCGGAGGCGGCGGCGGCGGUUGCCGCACCGGGGACGACUACCACGGCGGCGGAGGGCGAUGCGGAUAAGGGGACCGCGAGGAGGGUGGCGAUCACGGGGGUGCCUUGGAGGGAGGGCGUGGAGGCGAGGCGGGUGCGGACGCGGCGGGGCUCGGAGAUCAUCACCAUGUACGUGCGGCGCCCCGAGGCGAGCCUCACCGUGCUCUUCUCGCACGGCAACGCCGCCGAUCUCGGCAAGAUGUACGGCAUCUUCGUCGAGCUCAGCGCCACCCUCCGCGUCAACCUCAUGGGGUACGACUACUCUGGUUAUGGACAGUCAUCAGGCAAGGCAAGUGAAGCUAAUACCUUUGCUGACAUAGAGGCUGCAUACAAGUGUCUUGUGGACGUUUACGGGACUAGGGAAGAAGACCUUGUUCUGUAUGGUCAGUCUGUCGGUAGCGGACCCACUCUUGAUUUAGCUGUUCGUUUGCAUCGCAUAAGAGCUGUUGUUCUGCACAGUCCCAUACUGUCUGGUUUACGUGUCAUGUAUUCUGUGAAGAAAACGUACUGGUUUGACAUAUAUAAGAACAUUGAUAAAAUUUCUCUUGUCAAAUGUCCGGUUUUGGUAAUUCAUGGCACAAAUGAUGAUAUUGUGGACUGCUCCCAUGGAAAGCGGCUCUGGGAGCUGUGCCAGCAGAAGUAUGAACCUUUGUGGAUUGAGGGGGGUGACCACGGUAACUUGGAGACCUUCCCAGUGUAUGUUAGGCAUUUAAAGAAGUUUUUAUCGGCCAUGAAAAAAUUGCCAGUCGAAAAAGAAGCAUCAGCUGAGAAUGAAGAAUUGCUAGCUGAAAACAAAACACCACCUGAUAGUGUAGCUCUUUCGGAGGUUCCUUGCAUGACCUCACGAAGGUUAGAGCCAUCAAGGGAGAGCACAAUUCAUGAGCAGCCUAGGCUGAGCACCGAACAUGUAGAUAAACGCAGGCGAAGCACGGGUCAUAGAGAAAAGGUAAGAUCCAACACAGACAAGAAAGAGAAAUCAAGGAGAAGCGUCGACUGGUUUGACAGGAUUAAGGAAGAAAAUGAGCAAACAGAAAAGCCAAGGAAAAGCUUUGAUAGGAUUGGAGAGAAGAUUAGAUCAAUGGGGCUGUGCAAUGUUGAUUGCUUCAAAGAGCCUCCUCAAAGCACUGAGCCUUGUUGAGGUCAGUGACUGAGAUUUGUUCCCAAUCUGCUUAGAUAUCAACCCAGUUUGUGUGCUCCGUGCGAUGGAAAUCAUAAAAUGUCCACAAACAUUAAACAGGAAUAUACUACGAUUUUUAAGUCAGCUUUAGCUUCUUUGCCCUCGUACUUUGGUUCAAGUUUGUAAACACAGAGCUGCGAUUUGUACAGAUGAUUGUUCAGUCUGGUAUCGGCAAGAAAGAUGGCUUUCGAAAUUGAACAAUGUUAAUGCAGCACAAUGGAUACCUUUG